UGGUGCGGGGGGACAAAAAUCCCAGGAUGGUGAUCAAGGUCAAGGGCUGGCAAUCCUGCACCACGUCCCAUUCUGCCUCAGUCCACCUCUUCCUGCUUCUGACAUCACUUCCUGAUUGCCGUCACUUCUUCUUUCGCCUUAGCGUCUGCCUCUGACAUCACUUCCUGUUCUACACCCACUCCUCAUGAGAUCCCACGUCUGUUUGUGACAUCAUUUCCUGGGCUGCCACCCACUCCUUUUAACCCCUUCUUCUGCCUCUGACAUCAUUUCCUCCCCACCCAGGGAACACUCUGUGGCUUUGUGAUGUCACCCAGGCGAUGAGGUCACAGUGGGGCCGGGGAUCCAUGGGCAUGUCCUGCUCCCUCCUGCUCCUCCUUCUCCUCCUGCUGCGCCCCCGGGGGGCGGGCGGUUGCCUGCAUUGCGACAAGCCCUUCCUGCGGGGGCUGGGGGUGCUGCUGCGGGAGGUGGUGCCCUCUGAGGUGCCCGACCGGGAUGCCCUAAUUCAGCGCCAUGUCCAGGCCUUUGAGCACCUCUACAGCACCCACCUGCCAGAGAAACACCACCGGGUGCUGGAUGUCCGUGGGGUGCUGGCUGUGAAAGCUGCUCUGACCAGCUGGCUGAGGGCUCUCAAGGAGACGCCCUGGAAAGGGCCAGCUGCCCCCCAGCAAUGUCCCUCUAUCUAUCCCCCAGGGGUUCACCUGCUGCAGCUGACGCUGGCCCAGCACCGCGACUCCCUGCGAACCCUACUCCGAGAGACCCUGGAGAGCUUCGCUGACUUGGCCUGCUCCGAGGACUGCACGGUUACGGAGGGGCCAGUUCUCGACUGCUGGACCUGCCUUCGCAUCAGUGCCCAGUGCUUCGACGGGGAGCUCUGUGGAGAGGAGGACCCGCAGGAUGCAGAGAGGAAGGAAAUCACCCUCUAUCUCUUCCUGGUCUGCCAAUCUGUGCUGCUGGCCUCGGCCGCCCUGCUGUACUGCGUAUGCUACCGACACCGCAGGUAGCUGGAGGACAGGGCCUGGGCCGGACGGGGCAGGUGGCUGGAGUGCUAGCCAGGUGAGGGAGUGAGAAAGGGGCAGCGGGACCCAGACCCCCAGCCCAGCUGGGGAGGAAGGCGGGGGCAGCAGGACCCAACCCCUCACCCACCUGGGCAUGCCAGGCCCUAUGGCUUCCCCGGUGUAAGCCUGAAAAUAAAAUACUCGUGUCGUUUG
This is a messenger RNA of Dermochelys coriacea (leatherback sea turtle), 1208 nucleotides long. RefSeq names its product IZUMO family member 3 (gene IZUMO3). The coding region runs from base 318 to 1001 and encodes 227 amino acids. NCBI's taxonomy places the organism in Eukaryota, Metazoa, Chordata, Testudines, Dermochelyidae. The transcript is spliced from 7 exons. The record is from RefSeq and is a predicted model, not a curated record.